This is a messenger RNA of Corticium candelabrum, 1023 nucleotides long. RefSeq names its product glyoxal reductase-like. The record is from RefSeq and is a predicted model, not a curated record. Gene Ontology annotation, molecular function: oxidoreductase activity. Bases 36 to 878 code for a protein of 280 amino acids. Lineage: Eukaryota; Metazoa; Porifera; Homoscleromorpha; Homosclerophorida; Plakinidae. The transcript has 8 exons.
UCAAGUGGUGUAGAGUACGGUGUCAGUUUCACGACAUGUCAAAGCCGAUCGAAUCGACUACAACCGUUCCAUUGCACGACGGUGCAAAGAUACCGAUUAUUGGACUGGGUGUUUACCAAGCCGACGUCGGUGAAGAGACGCAGCAAGCGGUUCGCUGGGCCAUUAAACAUGGCUACAGACACGUGGAUACUGCCGCAUUGUACAGAAAUGAGGAAGAUGUAGGAAAGGGUAUUAAAGCCUCAGGAGUACCCAGAGACCAGUUGUUUGUUACUACCAAGAUUUGGAACUCAGCCCACGGAUAUGACAACACACUAGCAGCUGGAAGAGAAAGUUUGAAAAAGCUAGACAUUGGUUACAUCGAUCUGCUGCUAAUGCAUGCUCCUGGUAGUUCAACUGUAUCCACAUGGCAAGCUAUGGCAAAACUCAAGGAAGACGGUGUUUGCAAGUCAAUUGGUGUAUCCAACUUUGGUAUCCAUCAUCUCACAGAGCUACAGAAAGCUACAGGCAUCCUUCCAACAGUCAAUCAGUUGGAAUUAUCACCAUACCUUCAAAACAGAGAAAUUGUUCAGUACUGCCACGCCAAUGGAAUAGUUGUAGAAGGCUAUUCCCCACUCACGAAAGGUCGCAAGCUGAAUGAUCCACUUUUGGUUGAAAUAGCUAAAAGGUAUCCUGGUAAAUCGACAGCUCAACUGUUGAUCCGAUGGUCACUGCAACAAGGUUAUGUCACCAUUCCAAAGUCUUCAAAAGAGGAGCGUAUCAAAGCCAAUAUCGAUGUGUUUGACUUUGAACUGAGUCAAGAAGAUAUGGAUAGACUGGGACAGCUUGAAGAGCACCUAGUGACUGGGUGGGAUCCAACCACAUCUCCUUGGAACCCUUGAAGAAUGUUUGAAGACAUACACUUUUUGAUGUUGUGUUUAUAUAACUUAACCUGUCGCCAGCUGCAACUCUGUUUUAUCAUGUUUGUGAUGAUUAACAACAAUGCCUGUGAUGGAUUAUAAUAUAUUGCAAAGUGAUUUGACAUGU